AUGGCCGAUUUUGAAUCUAACAACGCUGCCGUCCGUGAAUCUCUCGCCCAUGUCCAGAGGACUCCUUCCUCUGCUAACCCUACUGAUGACAAUGUCACCCGUGUUAUUGGGGUGACCAAUCCUGCUGCUGCUGUUGCUGGUGCUACCGUCGAAACUCCGGUGGAGACUGUAGUACCAACUAAUGGGAACCGCCAACUAGUCCCUGCUGAUGCGAUAGCUCCAAAAACCUCUCAACUAGCCACUCAGGUCGCUCUCUCCGUUGUUGAUCCGACCAGACCUGCGAAUUAUCAGUUGUUAGACGACAUAAUAAGGGCUAUUGAGGGUUUAUCAGCUAUUGGUAUUGAUGCUCGAGAUCUUUGCUUAGUUUCGAAUGUGGUGCUUCCACAAAAGUUCAAAGUGUCAGACCUCCCGAAGUACAAGGGUCUAAGCUGUCCUCGUAGUCAUAUCACAAUGUAUUGCAGAAAGAUGGUUUCGUACAUCGACAAUGAUGACUUACUGAUCCAUUACUUCCAAGAAAGUUUGUCUGGAGCUUCUCUAGACUGGCUGCAACUACAAAAUCAAGCGCAGAGAUCCAAUGAAACCUUUACAGAGUAUGCUCAACGUUGGCGCGAGAUGACGUCCAGGGUCAGACCAGCAUUAUCAGAUAAUGAACUUGUGGAUAUCUUCAUGGGUACGCUCCAAGAGCUGUAUUAUGAGAAGAUGAUUGGGAGUUCAUCUAUAAACUUUACAAAUAUGGUAACUAUCGGUGAGCAUGUAGAAAAUGGGCUAAAAUCAGGGAAGAGGUCACAUGAGGGCUUCGCAAAGAAAAAAGAGGGGGAGGAAAAUGCUGUAACGGCAGAUGCUCACCCCCAAUAUCAGUUUCCAAUGGCUCUUAUGUCGUACUAUCCAUAUCCGUAUGUCGCUGCAACUCAGUAUCAACAACCUCCAUGUCAGUAUCAACCGCAGAAAAUUAAUCAACAAUCAAAACCUUCUUCGAGAAAUCAGAACCAACAGUACAAUCGUGACAACAAAGCACAAGGUCGAGGUCAGAAUAACAAGAACAAUUUUGGUAAUCGCCCCUAG
Messenger RNA from Lathyrus oleraceus (garden pea), 1062 nucleotides. RefSeq lists its product as uncharacterized. The transcript is spliced from 4 exons. The coding region runs from base 1 to 1062 and encodes 353 amino acids. Lineage: Eukaryota; Viridiplantae; Streptophyta; Magnoliopsida; Fabales; Fabaceae. The record is from RefSeq and is a predicted model, not a curated record.